Messenger RNA from Didymella exigua CBS 183.55, 3687 nucleotides. RefSeq names its product DNA repair protein. Bases 1 to 3687 code for a protein of 1228 amino acids. The record is from RefSeq and is a predicted model, not a curated record. Lineage: Eukaryota; Fungi; Ascomycota; Dothideomycetes; Pleosporales; Didymellaceae. Gene Ontology annotation, biological process: error-free translesion synthesis; error-prone translesion synthesis. The transcript is spliced from 2 exons. Gene Ontology annotation, cellular component: nucleus. Gene Ontology annotation, molecular function: DNA-directed DNA polymerase activity; damaged DNA binding; deoxycytidyl transferase activity.
AUGGGCUCGCGCCUGGAGAAGAACUCGGCCGCAGUCCGCAAGCACAUCGCCGCCCACACGUUCGAUGGCGAGGACGGCGCCGAGUACGGCGCGUCCGCGUUUGGCGGCUUCACCGACUACUUUCGACGCAAGAAGAUCAAGCUGCAGAAUCUCGACGCGGACCUGCGCGCCCAGGCAGGCGACAGGCCGCAGAUGUUCCGCGGCAUCGUCGCCCACGUCAACGGCUACACGCAGCCGUCGCUCAACGACCUGCACACCAUCAUUGUCCAGCACGGCGGCGGGUUCCUGCAAUACCUUGACGGUAAGACGACGGUCACGCACAUCAUCGCCAGCAGCCUGACCCCGAAGAAGGUCGUCGAGUUUGGCCAGUAUCGCAUCGUGAAGCCGGCGUGGGUGGUCGACAGCAUCGCCGCGGGCAGGCUGCUGCCGUGGAACGACUACCGCGUGGUAGACGAGGGCGAGAGGCAGAAAGUGCUCGCAUUCAGCAAGGGCACCGUCGUCAGCACGACGAACCACAAGCAGAGGGGCUACCGCGACCAGACCGACAACAGCUGGUACACGAGCCAGCUGCGCCCAGGUCAGGCGGCACCGCCCUCCGCAUCCCAGAUCUCGAGCAGCUCGCGCUUCUCCCGCCAGAAGCUGCCCACGCCAGACGAUGACGACAUCGAGGACCUGCCGCCGUCACACCAGCCAGAAGAUGUGUCGAGUGAAGACGCGCGCAACGCCAAGGAGAAGGGGAAGAACCUGGUGACGCCGCCCAAGACGAGUCCGACCAUCGCUCCUGAGCCCUCGUCAGACGAGUUUGGAAACAUCGAGGACAUUGCCGACGAGCUGCACGACAGCCUGUACGCAGACCCCACACCAGCGAAACCACCAUUGCGGAAGAGGAGGAGGCCCACGCCGCCACAGGAUCGCAUCCAUGCCGCCGAAGUCGCCGGCAAUCCUCGAAAGACCGAGCUCACUGCUGAAGAGCACAACGCUAACCUCUUGCGGGACCCUAAGAUUCGCAAGUCCACAGUCGUCGAUCCCAACUUUCUCGAACAGUACUACCGCGAGUCUCGACUGCACCACCUGUCGACCUGGAAGGCAGAUCUGAAGUCCCAGCUACAGGCUAUGGCGAGUGAGAAGACAGCGACACAGAAGGCUAAGCAAAAACGAGUGUCGGGCGCACGCCGCUAUGUUCUGCACGUCGACUUCGACAGCUUCUUCGCUGCAGUCAGUCUGUUGAAAAAUCCCGACUACAAAGACAAGCCAGCCGUCGUGGCACACGGCCAAGGCAGCGGGUCCGAGAUUGCAAGUUGUAACUACCCUGCCAGGAAGUACGGCGUCAAGAAUGGCAUGUGGAUGAAGCGUGCAUUGGAGCUGUGUCCCACACUCAACAUUCUACCCUACGACUUUCCCGCCUACGAAGAAGCAAGUCGGGCUUUCUACGACGCUGUCCUUGCAACUGGUGGCUUGGUGCAGAGUGUAAGCAUCGAUGAAGCUCUGAUUGAUGUCUCCAACCUGUGCACUGCGACUGAUGGGAGUGAUGGUCGACAAUCGGAUGAGGGAGCCGUGUAUUGCGAACAGACCAAAGCUGACGAGAUUGCAAAGUCUUUGCGAGAGCAAGUGAAGCUACGAACCCAUUGCGAUGUGUCUGUUGGCAUUGGUGCGAACAUUCUCCUCGCCAAGUUAGCACUGAGGAAGGCAAAGCCAGCCGGACAACACCAGAUCAAACCUGAGGAGGUACUGGACUUCAUCGGCCAGCUUGAAGUCCAAGAUCUGCCAGGUGUCGCAUGGUCAAUAGGCGGGAAGCUUGAAGAUAUUGGAGUGAAGCUCGUCAAAGACGUGCGUGAGCUCACAAAGGAAAGACUGAUUCAAGUCCUUGGUCCCAAGACUGGCCAGAAGCUACAUGAACACUCGCGUGGCAUCGACAGACAGGAGGUAGGCGAACAAGUGACCCGCAAGUCCGUCUCUGCAGAAGUCAACUGGGGUGUGCGCUUUGCAACCCAGGAGCAAGCUGAAGAAUUCAUCACAAGUCUCUGUAGCGAACUACAGAAGCGUCUGUUGAAAGAGAAGGUCAAGGGCAAGCAGUUCACCAUGAAGAUCAUGCGCCGCGCAGCAGAUGCACCUAUCGAGCCACCGAAGCAUCUUGGCCACGGGAAGUGCGACACUUUCAACAAGAGCUUGGUACUCGGUGUUGCGACCAACUCAAAAGAUGUCUUGGCCAAGGAGGCCAUUGGCAUCCUUCGAGGCUUUGGCUUCUCCCCGGGCGAGCUCCGAGGCAUUGGGAUUCAAAUGACGAAGCUGGAGCCGAUGAAGAAUGCUACUGAUGGAAGUCUUGAUGGGUCUCAGCGACGUCUCCAGUUCAAGAUGCCCACAAAGCCGACGAGCGCCCGCAAAGAGGCAGUCAGCAUCAUCAAGACCCCUGUCAUAGCCCCCGCCUUCGUCGAUGUGGAUCCCAUCCAGGACGAUCCUGAAACGCCACGCAAGCCAAAGACUCCUGCAGCUGGUGAUGAUCACGUUGCUUUCGGUGCGAAAGAGCUCAAUCAGUCAACGCCAUCUCGUAAGCCACUCAACAUGCUGGGCACGCAGUUCAUUAUGCCUACACAAGUCGAUCCCAAGGUCCUAGCCGAGCUCCCCUUAGACAUACGUUCCAAGCUGCUACGGCAGAAACGUCAAUCGUCGCCCACACCAGCAGCUCGCGAGUCCGGGUCACCGGUCUUUCGUGCGGACUCGCCUGGCAUCGACUUCCCAGAUAGUCCUUCGACCCCGUCUCGCCGUCUUCCCUUCGCUGCAACAGCUCUGCCCGCUCAAUCUCAACUCGACCCCGAGAUCCUCGCUGUCCUUCCAGACGAUGUACGCGCAGAAAUCCUAGCGCAGUAUACCGCAGCAGGCCUGACACAAUUCUCUCCCUCCCGCCGCCCUCGCGGCGUAGACCAGACCAUCCUCCCGCAAUCACCUCGUAAGAAUCGCAUUAUAGGGAUUCCUGCCCGCAAGCCAGCACAGAUCAAGAGAGGUCGUGGCAGGCCACCAAGGAGCGCGAUGCUGGCCGCUGCCGCGCAAGCAAAAGCUAUGGACAAGGACGGCAAGACGCUGACACAAGCCAACUUCAUUUCGCUCAAGAACCCCGCCCGACAGAAAGCGCAAGAAGCCAUCGAUGCACGCAAAAAAGACGACGCAGAUCUCGAUCUGGACUUCCUCGCCGCCCUGCCAGAGGAUAUGCGCAAGGAAGUCAUCGCCGAGCACAAGGCCGCCAAGCUACGCGCCUUCCGUCUCGCGCUCCAGCGCCCGCGGCCUGGGUCGAGCAAAGCGGCCGCGCACCUUCCUGCUCUGUCGGGUCAACAGCAGCAGAGGGAGAGGGUCGUUACGGUGCCUCCCCCGCCCAGAGCGACGUUUACAAAGCGUAAGAUCAGUCGCGAGAAAGAUCUCCAGAGCGCGAUGCGCGAUUGGGUCCAGGAAUUCGAGGACGAGGGACCGUAUCCUGAGGAUGUGGACGCGCUAUCGGCGUACCUGGGUAGACUCGUGACGGAGGAAAGCGAUGCGCGGAAGGCUGUGGGCGUGGUCAAGUGGCUUGUCUACAUUGUCAGCGAUCUCGAGAGCAACGGUGAGGGCAAGGAGACGUGGGUGGAUGCUGUGGAGAGGAUCAAGGCAGGGGUUACGAGGGCGGUGAGGCAGAGGGGGCUGGGGAUCGUUAACUUUGAGUGA